UGUAGGUAAGUUGCGCGCGUUAUAUUGAUUAGGCGACGCCGCAGUGAGCUAUUGAUCAGGGGUAGUGCGCGCGAGUCCCAGCAAUACAGCAUCAGGUUCAGUAGAAAUGUAGUUGCCUAAAACGGCGCGCUAAAAUGCCGAAAAAGAAACCAACACCUAUCGAGGAUCUCAUUAUCCCGCCACAGGAUAAUCGAAUAUGUGGUACGAUUUGUCUUUGCCAAAUGACUCUAGUUUUGAGCAGUGUGGCGAUUGUGUAUCUCACGGUCGCCGUUUAUGUUCCGUUUACCAAAGCGUUUCAAUCGGGAAUUAUGGAACAACCGGUCAUGUGUACCACGACUCGAAAUAUUUCGGUGGAAACUUGCGAUUGGGGUUCCUGUGGGGAAUGGUGUCUUAGCAAAACUUCAGGUUCGUGUGUACAAAUUUACGUAAACCUUCGACAGAAUGGCUCAACGAUUUUAUUGGUCGAUUGCACCAGCACCGCCAAUAAGACCUGCUUUGGUAUCGACCACGAUAGCGCACCAACAAGCCGUUGCAUAGCAGACCAAUGUAGAAAUUUAACUGGCACCUUCAACUGUACCAAAGGUACUUGCAUAAAUAUAACGGACGCUUUCGAGUGCAUUUUCAAAGACACCGAUACACCUCUCAAGUGUUCAGGGCGAAGAGGCAAAAUUACCUGUAUCGAACUCGACGGGUUGUACAAUUGUAAUAGGGGCACGUGCGAAAAAAUUAGGACGCCCUAUAAUUGUGAUCGACGAUGUGUUGACAUUCCCACGCGGAACAAAAAUGUUAUUGUUUUGAGUGGGGAUAAAGUGUAUACGUCACAAUGCAAUCGAGCUCUAGAUAUGGAUACUGGAGAAGAAGUUUGGAAUGAGACUCAAAAUCAAGUUAUGAUGGUGUCGUGCUAUAACAUAGAUAACACAAGUCAAGGAGUUGUCGCUAUCGAUUGUGUAAACGGUUCCCUGAUGGCUAAUAAUAUAUUAGGUGACCUCACCAAUUUCACGUACCUCAGUUACCUCAGCUUAUUCAACGUUGAACCUUUGCACAAGGAGAGGCGCGUUGCACCUCCAGAAUCGGACCUGCUAAUUGCCAACGAUAGUAAACUUUUAAUUAAUUUGGAGGGCUGUGUAAAUACCUUACAAGAUGAAUGCAAAGACUUCUUAAAAGUUUACGGUAAAGAUGGCACGGACCAUAACGCUCGCGCGCGCUUCCCCUGUUUCUUCGCAGCCGACAAUGUAGGAGUUACAGUAGCGCGAUUCAAUUUAGCAACAACAACUCGUCAGUUUCUAAUUGCGUUCAUUUUACCAUCGAUUUUGUUUAUAAUUUCGUGUCUAACCUUAAUAUUUUGUCAGCGUACUGUAGUUGUAGGAGAUGACGCCAAGAUGAGAUUUCAGGGUUGCAACGCUCCAGAGGGUACAACGGAGAAGAGCAUGUCUAAUAACAACAUGGCAGAUCGAGCUGGUGGAGAUUCCAUAAUGGCACUAUAAAUCAUACAUAGAAAUCCUAUUGAACGCUGUUGGAAAUUCUUCUUUUGGGAAGGGUGCCCUUAUCUAUAAAGAAUUGCACAAGUAAAUACGUUGCACUUUCGUAAAUCCGCUUGUUUAGAAUGACGUUAAAACAAGUUACGCUCAUCUCUCUC
Messenger RNA from Photinus pyralis (common eastern firefly), 1636 nucleotides. RefSeq lists its product as uncharacterized. The coding region runs from base 135 to 1484 and encodes 449 amino acids. The record is from RefSeq and is a predicted model, not a curated record. Gene Ontology annotation, molecular function: sodium channel regulator activity. The transcript has 2 exons. NCBI's taxonomy places the organism in Eukaryota, Metazoa, Arthropoda, Insecta, Coleoptera, Lampyridae. Gene Ontology annotation, biological process: regulation of sodium ion transport.